AUGCCGCUCUGCUUUGCCAAUACCGCCCUCUCAUCACCUCACCUCCGCUCCUGUAGCGCCCUCAACACCGUCCUCGCCUCUGCUGUCCGAAGCUUUGCGGAGAGCUUCGAUACCUUCGCGUUGGAGAUUGAGAACGCCGUCGCAGCAUCAAGUCAGACGGGAACUGGUGAGGCCCCAGUUUUCCAAAGGGCGGACGUGGGGAAGGUGAAGGGCAUGGGAGAGGUAGUCGGGGCGAAUGGCAGAUGGGGAGUAGCCGUGAGCUGUCGAUCGCUGGAUGACGAAAAGGGUAACGGAAAGGGCCAGCGUCCACGCAUAUAG
Messenger RNA from Fomitopsis serialis, 318 nucleotides. RefSeq lists its product as uncharacterized. The record is from RefSeq and is a predicted model, not a curated record. Bases 1 to 318 code for a protein of 105 amino acids. Lineage: Eukaryota; Fungi; Basidiomycota; Agaricomycetes; Polyporales; Fomitopsidaceae. The transcript is spliced from 3 exons.